Molecule: messenger RNA, 2518 nt
Organism: Hylaeus volcanicus
Lineage: Eukaryota; Metazoa; Arthropoda; Insecta; Hymenoptera; Colletidae
Product: STAM-binding protein-like A
Exons: 8
Coding region: 16-1251 (411 amino acids)
Biological process (GO): protein K63-linked deubiquitination
Cellular component (GO): endosome; membrane
Molecular function (GO): metal-dependent deubiquitinase activity; K63-linked deubiquitinase activity; protein binding
Source: RefSeq, a predicted model, not a curated record
ACCUAAGAUUUUUAAAUGAACAAGGAAAAGUCAGAGACAAAAACUGUAAAACACCUUCCUUCGAAGGAUGUUGGAUCAGAUCCACGAGUACGAUUAAAAGCUCUUUCGGAUCGUGCCUCCAAUGUAUAUAUGGAUUGUAACACUCCACCGCAAAGGUAUUACAGGUCUGGUGUGGAGAUGAUCAGAAUGGCAGACAUGUACAUGAAAGACAAUGAUUUUGAGCGUGCAUAUAUUUUAUAUGUAAAAUUUAUAACGAUUUUUGUGGAAAAAAUAAGAGAUCACCCACAAUUUAAUAUGGUGCCAUUGAAAGAUAAAGAACAAAACCAACAAACUUUACGCAAAGUAAUGCCAAAGGCUGAGGAAUUAAAAAAACAAUUAUUAGAGCAAUACCAGGCAGAUUUAGAUAAAUAUUUAGAAGAUGUAAAAGAGAGAGAGAAAAUUGAAAAAGAGAGACUGAAACAGGAGGAAUUAGAAAAGAUAAGAGAAGAGGAAGACAGGAAAAACAAACUAGCUGCAUCAGCAGCUGUUAGAGCAGCAAAAGCUGGGAUGAGUACUACUGUAACGUCUCCUGAAGAGGGCAAGCUUAAAAAAGUUCCUAGUAUAGCACAGAAACCAUUGAUAAGCCUAUCUACUGAUAUAGCAGCACAGACAUCUAAAGAGAAAAGAACUCCUACCAUAGAUCGUUCAACAAAACCUUCUGUGCUUAUGAGUGACAAUCUUACCUUACGAGACAUAGUAUUGCCAACUAAAUUAAUGCACAAUUUUCUUAAGGUGGCUUUGGGUAAUACUAUGAACAAUAAAGAGACCUGCGGUAUACUAGCUGGAAAAAUAGAGAGAAAUAAAUUAGUGGUCACUCAUUUAUUAAUUCCCGAACAAACUGGAUCACCAGAUUCUUGUGUAACACACAAUGAAGAAGAUAUAUUCGAUUAUCAGGAUCAGCACAACUUGAUUACCCUGGGUUGGAUACACACACAUCCUACACAGACUGCGUUUCUGUCUAGUGUUGAUCUUCAUACGCAUUGUGCGUAUCAACUUAUGAUGGCGGAAGCAAUUGCUAUCGUUUGCGCACCUAGAUACGAUGAGACGGGAUUCUUUAUUUUAACUCCCGAGUAUGGAUUAGACUUUAUUGCUAAUUGUAGAGAAACAGGAUUUCAUCCACAUCCAACAAAACCACUGCUGUACAAGGAAGCAAAACACUGCAAACUGGAUGUAACGGCACCGAUAGAAGUAGUGGAUUUAAGAAGAAAAUGACAUCUUUUAGAUGUGAUAUACAUACUUCAUAUAACACGUUACAUAUUUAACUCUUACACACGUGACAUUAUGUGUAAACAGUAAAAAAAAAACUGAAAAUACUUUCGCUUACGUAACAUGAGAACCUAGAGAGAAUAGUGCAAUUUAACAUUUUCAAUGCUUACAAUAUUUUUAUGAUAAAGCAUUUAAAAAGUCUUUAAUAUAUUUAAAGUAAAAUGAUGCAUUUAAAAUUGUAUUUAAAUUUUCAGUAAACGCAGGUUUAUUAAUCGUAGGAAAUAAUUGAAUAUUUAAAUUAUUAAACUACAAUGUACAUAUUUUUGUUCGUAUAAUUUAACCAAAUAUUUCAGUUUUCUUUGUUGAAAAUAAAUUUUUUGCAUGAUUUAUAUACAACAGUAGACAUGUCUAUACUAGCGAUAUACAGAUAUACUUUAUAUUUAUAUUUAUUAUACUUAUGUUACUUUUUCGUAAUACUCAGAUUUAUCUGAUGCUAUCUAAUACCGAAAAUAAAUGUACAAGAUCAACACAAAUUUUUGUGAAUGUUAGUGGUACGAGAAAUCUGUCUAAUGUUAUGUGUUCUUUUCGAGAGAAAACAAUGGUGUUCAUCACGCUAUUUAUGUGGACUAUGUACAAUAUUCAAUUGUAGAUAUCACGCGACCUUCUCAAUUAGCAUUAGUUAUGGUCACACCAUUAAAUGAAGUCGCUUCAUUGCGUAAGAUCGUAACUGAGAAGUCAAUAAAUACAUUAACUGUACUAGUCAUAAUUAAUAUCGAGAGCUUUCUAUGAGAUACACUAGUAUAUUGAAAUUGAUAUAUCGUCGAUAUGUCAGCUUAUGCGAUGAUGCUUCGUUAUAAUUUUUGUAACGAUAAUGUAUUUUCACAUUGUGCGUAGAUAUUCUGUUAACAACAUAAACGAUUCGGAUUAGUAGGUACCUGAUGCAAGUUUACUUGUACUUCGUCUAAUCAUCGUUUAUAAAAUCGCAGCUCCUCUGUCUCAUAAAUGUGCGAUACUUUGUAUGUAUGUGAUUGUUCUUCCUUGUUAGUGAUUUCCUUUCUUUAACUUCGUAUGUAACAUUCAACUUUCGUUGUCACGAAACGCGAUUAAACAUACGUCAUAGGUCGAUACAUGUAAAUCUUCAUUAAUUUAGAACAUAUCAAUGUAAGAAAUAAUUUAUUAUAAAAUGCUCGCCUAAUUUCGCGUGUUAUCACGCAAGUACAUACAUCAGUGAAAGCUUUAUAUUUCGCAAAGAAAGAAAUAAAUAAGGAGAUAA